Molecule: messenger RNA, 926 nt
Organism: Salvelinus sp. IW2-2015
Lineage: Eukaryota; Metazoa; Chordata; Actinopteri; Salmoniformes; Salmonidae
Source: RefSeq, a predicted model, not a curated record
ACCAGAGCCCCCUGCAUACAUACAAGCCCAACAACACAGCCCCAGCCCCAGAACCAGCCCCACAGCCCAACCACACAGCCCCACAGCCCCAGAACCCAACGACACACAGCCACACAGCCCCAGCCCAACCACACAGCCCCAAGCCCCAGAACCCAGCCCACACAGCAACCAACCACAGUCCCACAGCCCCAGAACCAACCCACCACAGCCCACAGCCCGAGAACCCAGCCCCACAGCCCAACCACACAGUCCACAGCCCCAGAACCCAAACACAACGCCCACACAGCCCAGAACCCAACACACGCAGCCCACAGCCCCAGAACCAGCCACAGCCCACCACACAGUCCCACAGCCCCAGAACCCAACCCCACAGCACCACAGCCCCAGAACCAGCCCACAGCCCCAGACCCAACCCCACAGCCACAGCCCCAGAACCCAACCCACAGCUCAGACCCACCAAGACCACAGCCCAAACCAACCCCACAGCCCCAGACCCAACCCCACAGCCAGAACCCACACCCCACGACCAGAACCCAACCCCCAGCUCAGGACCCAACCCCACAGCACCAGAACCAACCCCCAGCCUCACGGACCACCCCACAGCACCAGAACCAACCCCAGCCUCAGGACCCAACCCACUGCACCAGAACCCAACCCCCAGCCUCAGGACCCAACCCACACACAGAACAACCCACAGCCUCAGGACCAACCACAGCCCCACACCCAGAAUCCAACCCACAGCUCCCCUCGCUAACCGACCACCCAACAUUGUACCUGUCAAACAGCAGCAAAGAGGACAUAUCUACCCAGGACACCGGAACCAGAACGCCAUGUCCCACCGGAGCUCUGUCUCUCCUACCGCUACAUCCAGAUCCAUCAGGAAGAUCACCAUCUCUGGGAGCCCAGAGAAGGAGGACAGCACCUGA